UUUCAGAUGAGAGAGGUAGAGACGCAUUGGAACCCGCAGAACAUUGAGUUUGUUUUUCUACUGUUCUGCGGGUUCGGCUGCGUCUACACCGCUCUCUUCAGAAAACCAGGGCACACUACGCUAGUCAAACCUCGCCCUUUUUUAGUGUGAAACCUGGUGGGAGCCGCUUGAGAGCGUUUUUUUUUUAAUUGGGCUUCAAAGAGUUCACAGCUGAGCUGCAGAUAAGUCAAUUUUCCCUUAGGAUGCGGUUAAUGGAAACGCUUUGGUCUGGAGACUAGUGUGUUUACAGCUCAGCUUUUACAGUAAAAAGGAUUGGGGUUUGAUUAGUGACUUGUGCCCCGCUUUCAGAAGAAAGAAGCACUGAAACCAGUGGAACAAACUAAAGAAGCAGUAACAAGGAGAUUAAUACGAAGAGCUGUCUUAAAUAACAGCUGAUUCUUCGUGGUGACUAUUACAUGGUGAAGAAACUUUUGGAAGAGAAUAGCUCUGGUGAUAUGAACAUAAAUUGUGUGGAUGUGCUUGGGAGAAAUGCUGUUACCAUAACUAUUGAAAAUGAGAAUCUAGACAUACUGCAGCUGCUCCUGGAUUAUGGUUGCCAGUCUACAGAUGCACUCUUGGUGGCCAUUGACUCAGAAGUUGUGGGAGCUGUAGAUAUACUACUUAAUCAUCGACCAAAACGAACCAGUAGACCAACAAUUGUUAAAUUAAUGGAACGUAUGCAGAAUCCAGAAUAUUCAACAACAAUGGACGUGGCGCCUGUCAUUUUAGCUGCUCACCGUAACAACUAUGAAAUUCUAACAAUGCUAUUAAAGCAGGAUGUGUCACUACCCAAACCUCAUGCUGUUGGCUGUGAAUGCACAUUAUGUACAGCCAAGAACAAAAAAGAUAGCCUCCGGCACUCCAGAUUUCGUCUUGAUAUUUAUCGAUGUUUGGCCAGUCCUGCACUAAUAAUGUUGACAGAGGAGGAUCCAAUUCUGAGAGCCUUUGAACUUAGUGCAGACUUAAGAGAACUAAGCCUUGUAGAAGUUGAAUUCAGAAAUGAUUAUGAAGAACUAGCUCAGCAGUGUAAAACCUUUGCUAAAGAUUUGCUUGCACAGGCACGAAAUUCUCGGGAACUUGAAGUUAUACUGAACCAUACAGCAAGUGAUGAGCAUGUGGAUAAACGAGGGCUGUUAGAAGAGAGGAUGAAUCUGAGUCGCCUAAAGCUUGCUAUUAAAUAUAACCAAAAAGAGUUUGUUGCUCAAUCCAAUUGCCAGCAAUUUCUCAAUACUGUCUGGUUUGGACAAAUGGCUGGUUACCGCCGCAAGCACACGUUUAAGAAGAUUUUCACAGUCUUGACAGUGGGCAUAUUUUGGCCAAUACUGUCUCUUUGUUACUUGUUGGCUCCAAGAUCUCGAAUAGGCCGAAUAAUUCACACUCCUUUUAUGAAGUUUAUUAUUCAUGGAGCAUCAUAUUUCACAUUUCUAUUAUUACUUAACUUGUAUUCACUUGUCUACAAUGAAGAUAAAAAAAACACAAUGGGGCCAGAAUUGGAGAGAAUAGACUAUCUUCUAAUACUUUGGCUUAUUGGAAUGGUAUGGUCAGAUGUUAAAAGACUCUGGUAUGAUGGCUUAGAAGACUUUUUAGAAGAAUCCCGAAAUCAACUUAGUUUUGUCAUGAAUUCUCUAUAUUUGGCAACGUUUGCUCUCAAAGUAGUUGCCCAUAACAAGUUCCAUAAUUUUGCUGAGAGGAAGGAUUGGGAUGCCUUCCAUCCUACACUGGUGGCAGAAGGUCUGUUUGCUUUUGCUAAUGUUUUGAGUUACCUUCGGCUUUUCUUCAUGUAUACAACAAGCUCUGUCCUGGGGCCACUUCAGAUUUCAAUGGGGCAAAUGUUACAAGACUUUGGAAAAUUUCUUGGAAUGUUUCUUCUUGUGUUGUUCUCAUUCACAAUUGGGCUGACCCAACUUUAUGAUAAAGGAUUCACUGUGGAUGAAGAGAAGGACUGUGCUGGGAUUUUCUGUGAACAGCAAAGCAAUGAUACCUUCCACUCAUUUAUUGGUACCUGUUUUGCCCUGUUUUGGUAUAUAUUCUCCCUUGCGCAUGUAGCCAUAUUUGUCACAAGGUUUAGCUAUGGUGAAGAACUGCAGUCUUUUGUGGGGGCUGUUAUUGUUGGCACAUAUAAUGUAGUAGUUGUGAUUGUCCUUACCAAGCUCUUAGUGGCAAUGCUUCAUAAAAGUUUUCAGCUGAUAGCAAAUCAUGAGGAUAAAGAAUGGAAGUUUGCUCGUGCCAAGCUGUGGCUUAGCUAUUUUGAUGAUAAAUGCACUCUACCUCCACCAUUCAAUAUCAUCCCUUCCCCCAAGACUAUCUGCUAUCUAUUUAACAGCCUCAGUAAGUGGAUCUGUUCUCAUACAUCAUCAGGCAAAGUCAAGCGGCAGAAUAGUUUAAAGGAGUGGAGAAAUUUGAAGCAAAAGAGAGAUGAGAAUUACCAAAAGGUGAUGUGUUGCUUAGUUCAUCGCUACUUGACUUCCAUGAGACAGAGAAUGCAAAGUACUGAUCAAGCGACUGUAGAAAAUCUCAAUGAACUACGGCAAGACUUAUCAAAAUUCCGAAAUGAAAUGAGAGACCUACUUGGCUUCCGGACUUCCAAAUACGCUAUAUUUUAUCAAAGAAAUUAAAAAUGAAGGUUUUAAGUAAAACCUUCAUUUGAAUAUUUUUGUUUUCACCCCAAAUAACAAAAUAUGAUGAUUUCUUAUUGUUGCAUUUUAAAAAUACAGUAGCAUGAGAUGCAGAAAAUUCAGUUGUGAACAAAAUGACAGUUUUUUUAUUUAUACAGUAUGUAAGAUUUCUGCUGAGUCUGCCAAGGCACAUGUGGAGUUUGAAAAGCCUCAUUAACAAUUGAAGUUCAGAACUUAGGCGUCAGUCCUAACCCUACUUACUUGGGAGAAAGCACCAUUGCAUUCAGUGGGACAUACUUCUGAGUAGACAUGGUUAAGUUUGAGAUGAUUUGUCUGCACACUUUUGCAUUUUUGAGAAGGGAAUAAUUAUUGAAUAUCCCACCCCAAAAUAUAUGGGAUGUGGCAGCACAAAUAUCUUUAGCAGCUUAAAACAAUUUUUAUCCUUUCAUAUAGAAUAGAUAUGCUAGGAAGAUAUGGGAAUACUAUAAAAGAGCACAUUUGUGGAAAGGCUAUCAAUAAACAAAAUAUUUUUUUUCAUCAAAAGGAUAAUAAAUAUAUUUUUAAAAUACUCAUUUGGAGUAGACCAGCAUAAAACUUGAAAGGCUAUAUCAUUAUAACAUUAACAUUUGCCAUUUUUUUGUACUUAGUGCCACUGAACGAUACCAAAGAUUAUAAUAUUUUGGAACGGAAUCUCAUAUAAAAAUAGCGGUUGUGUAAAUUUCUAAUAGAUAAACCUAAGGCAUCAUCUGCGUCCAUAUCGUUUGGUUCUAUUUAAAUCAACUUGUUUUCAAGUGAUAUUCCUAAAGUAACACCUGAUCUAGUGACACAGUACAUGAAAUAUGGAAUUUCAACAUUAUUCUUAAAUAUACCUGUAUAGAAGUCCUACAGAUUUCAGUGGGAAUUAGUUCAAAGCAGGUCUUCUGAAAUCAUAGCAUCUGUGAUUAUGGCAGUCUUCCCCAACCUGGUGCCCUCCUGAUGUUUUGGACUACAAGUCCCAUCAGUCAUGUUGGUUUGGACAGAUGGAAAUUGUAGUUCAAAACAUGAGGACACCAGGUUGGAGAAAGCUGUAUUAUGCAGAGUCCUUUUUGUCAUAGCGGUAAAUGAAAUAUUAGAAAUAAUACUUUACUGCCAAGCUGAAACAUUAAUUGGAAUGGAAAUGGUCUGCUAGUAUGUAUAUAUAAGGACGGAGAGAUUAUGGCCCCAAUCCAAUUGUAGGUAAUUAUGCUUAAAUUCCAGUUAUAUCAAUGGGUCAAGUUAGAUACAAUGAACUUAAAUCCCACUGAUUUCAUUGGAAGCAUGCCAAAUUUUAAUCGGAUUGGGUCCUGUGUGAUCAUUGAAAACGUGCUAUGGAGACAUUAACUGUUUUGUUCUCAUAGUACCUAUUUUGAAUGCAGUUUGCUUUGGUUUCUGAUAUGGUUUAUAUCAUAAAUAUUUAUCUGCAAUGUCAUUCUAUUUGAGGAACAAUUAAGCGAAGGAAUGGGAGUACAGAUACCAAUGCUCUGUAUACUUCAAUAUGAAAAUCUUCAAUGUACUGUAUUACAUGAAACUUUUGUAUUUCAUUGUGAUGUGAUGGGUACAAUCAGUUAGCCCUGGUUUAAAUAUUUCCUGAUCAUUGAAGAGAUUGCUACCUGUUCAGGUAAAAAGCACAUACAUUGGCCCAACUUCCAACCUUCAUGAGUUUAGUGAAAAAGGUGUGAAGGGGGAUCCUAAGUACAUUCAUCUGAUGAUAUCUGUGUUAACAGGGUUCUUGUGUUAUCAAAGUUCUGAUUGUGAGGAGGCUUCUAAGUAAAACAGGCACAACCAGGGAAUUGGGGCAGGGAUGACACAUGUGCCCUGGCCCCCUACUUAACUUUUGCCCAUGUAUGUUCAGGUUGAACAGUUGAGGAUAAGUGGAACAGCCCUGAAUCUUAUGCCAGGGUUAGCACAUACCAUAGCCAUGGUAAAAAAGAAGUUACUUUUGCAUCAGGCACUGGUGUGCUUAAGUCUCAUUGAUGUCAUGGGAUGUAAAUACACUAGGCAUUGCUGAUGUCUAUCUUAGAUAUUAACUUGCAGAAUUUAAGGAUAAAAGGUGCUGGCCACCUAUGUAGUUGUAACUUAAGUCUGGAAACAAGAGAAUGAGUUUUAAGUCAACUUUCCUCCUUUUGAGAUAAUUUAUUAUAACAAUGUUUUUUUAAAUAUAUAUAUAUAUAAUGUGUGUUAAGAAACUAUAUUUGACUUCAUUGGGAUUCAGACUAUCUGAAGAUUUUUUAAAAAUUGUAUGCAGACUUCAAUUUGAAUAGUGACUCAGUCCUGUUUUCCAAAAAAGUUGAUGGCAUUCUGAGCAAUGGAAAACAAAUCCAAGAUUAUUUGCUUACAAUAUAUGAAUGCUUUGUACCAUAUGUUAUACCUUUCCUAUUGAAGCACUACAAAAAUAGAAGCAUAAAAUAGCUUUUUAAAAGGCCAAUGCUAACCUAAUGGAUAAUGCAAUAUUUUUUUCAGGGAAGUUACUACUGUUGCUAACAUAUAUAUCGUAUGAACCUGUGUGGUCUAGAGAUCUUCAUUGUAAUGUGCAGAACAGAAGCUAGUUUAUUUUGUUGUACUGUUUUCUUCAUUUUAUUUUUCUGCCUCUUUCUUCCAUGCAAUCAGACUUUAGCCUGUGAUUGUGUUUUUUAAAGGCCUUACAGAAAUAAAUGGCAAGAUAGGUGUUUUCCAGGUUGUUAUGAAUAAUUUGUAGGGCCCUACCAAGAGUGUUUAUCCUGUGGUACAGUUGUAACCAUUUUUAAAGGAGUAAUUACCAAUAAUUUGCUCUAGAUGUAGUGGCCUUAAUGCCGUCUUCUCUCUUUUUUUUAGAAAACUUGUUUUCUUGUCAAUAUUUCAUGUCACAAGCACCCAAAGUGGAACAAAUAGCUCAAAAUAAGUGAUAUAGAAAGAACUCAUAAGAAAGCCUGAUUAGAAUGUGUUUUGCUGCAGGGUUGAGGAUUUAUUUAUAUAUAAAAUGCAGAAUUCAGUCAGAUAUGAUGGCAGUUGACGGCUUUUUGCUAAUGAGCCAGCUGUUGUCUUUGGACUUAUCAUUCCUAAUUCUUUUUCUUUAAGAGUUUCAUAACAAUCCUGAAUUAUUUCUAUAAUUUAAGGGGCUUUUUUAUAGAAUGGUUGCCUUUUCUAAAGGCUCAGGUAAUAAUUUGUUUCAUUUGUAUCUUGGCUUUCUCCAAGGAGCUGAGAACAUCAUUUUAUCAACAGCUUUGUGAGGUGUGAUAGGCUGAGAUCAUCAUGUCUUGUCCAAAGCUGCACCUGCCCAGUUUGAAUGUCAUGGUAAACCAUAGUUAAUGAAUAAAUGCUGAGGUCGCUCCUACUUCACUCCUCCCCUAGCAUGUGCAGGAGCAACAAACAUUGUUUUGCUCUGACAAACCAUGAUUGCUAAGUCAAGAACAAAUGUUGGCUUCACACUGUGGUUUUUCUUGAAGCAGUAUAAACUGCAAUCCCUUGUUCCAAUGUAACACUAUCCCAGUUAUACCAGUGAAGGAUUGAAGCAGGAGUGAUCUCCACAUUCACAGUAACCCACUAACAAUAAUGUGCAAACAGUGUCACACUGUGGACUUCAUAUCCAAGUGUAUUUGAACCUGGAACUACAUUUGUUCUCAUACUCCUUCAAUCUUACAGUUGUGUUAUUUUCUUAACACAUUCAUCCUUUUGACAAUCCAAUGAGAUUUAACUGCUCUUACUGACAGAUGAAGAAUGCAAACAAAGACUUAGUGAGUGGCAACCAGCCUAUUUAUAUACUUGUGGGAUUAUUUUAGAUCAGCCUGUCUCGGUUGUUAACACUGUAGAAUGUUAAAUCUUAAAAAUGAACAACUGUUAGUCAACCACCGUUGCCAGGUUUGCUCAGGGUCAGCAUCGUGCCUAUUGGGUCAAACUGGCUCUUCUGGACAUAGCUUUACAAAUGAGAAAAAUCUUUAUUAGCUUUUAUGUCAUUCACAAAUGUGUACUGUGCACAGUUGUGCUUUUUAAAGUUUGUUUUGACCUGAGAUCAUUAAAAAAAAUCCAUCCUGCCCAAAGUCCUAAAAAUACUGGUAAAUUUCACUGAAUUAGAAUGCUCUGCAUAUGGGCCCAACCCUAGCACAGCCUAGAACCAUCCAAAAUCCAGUCCUUGACUUGGGUGUGAAGCGACUCUAGACAGAUGAAAGCUUUUAAAGUAUGAGGGCCAGGAUAAGAAUCAAGGGAAAACAGCAUGGGAAAUGAAAAGUGACUUGCCUGCUAUUUGUAGAAUUACUGAGAUGGAUCCAGGUUUAGUCAUGAUUGGAACAGAUGACCAACUUAAGUCCCAUUGAUUUCAGUGGGGUCUAUUCUAAGGCUUACUAAGUACGAAUCCACUCACUGUUCAUAAGUUUCAGUCAUUCUGGAAUGGACUAGAAAAAGUAGGAAUUGUAUAUGUACUGUACAUCAUGAUUUUGAGUGUGGCCCUUACACAAGAUAAACUAAGUAAUUACCCAUCUCUAAUAUACUGUGGUUCCAAACUUGGGUCCUCAUCAUUUAAUGUUAGUAAGAUAAGAAUCACAAUCAGACGACAGGCAAUGGGGUCCUGUUAGUUCUAGCACAGCCUACAGGCACUAUUGAAGUUUUCUAUCUCAAUUACUAAUUUUUCUUUCUACUUAAUUAUUAAAUAUAGCAUGAGUUUUUUUAAGUGUUUAUUAAAUGUAGGUUACAAUGCAAUGAAACAGGAAGACUGAGUUUAAAAUGAAUUACUAUAAAUAUUGCACUUAGAUCACAUCAGUCAUUUUAAAAAAAUCCUUCUGAGAGAAGUAUAAAUUAAGAGCUUCAGUGUAGUGAUAACGUGGUAUAUUGCAGGCUGGCUGAUGUUGCUGAAGGUUUUGAAAUAUAAAAUCGGCAUUCAAAGUAUAUUUCUUUCAGUAUGUGCAACAUCAGUCUAUGGAAAUUACAUGACUGAAAAAUUCCAGAAAGUAUACCACAUUCUUGGAAAGGACAAUUCCCCAUUUUGUUUGCAUGAGGAGAGAUUCUGGAGGAUAGAUGACAGCGCAGCUAGAUAAAUUUAUAUUCAACACUGUUUGGUUUUUAAGACAUUCAGGACCUUUUGAUUCUUAGUCUUGAAACUCAUUGUAAAGCUGCUGGGCAGAAUUUUACCUCUGCCAUCCUCUUCUACCUGUCCCAUAAUGACAUAAUUUAGACCUGUUGAGAGAGGGAGAGUUUUUUUUUUUUAAGUAACAAUUUCUGCUACAAUUUCAACAAUGCAGUUAUAAUUUUGCACAUUAUCUUUAUAGCGUAAGCAGUGAAUAAACCUGUAUGUUUCAAUGUGGCAAAUGGCAUUCCAUGACCCCAAUAUUUAUACCAGAGCUAAAUUGUCAGAGAGAUAAUUUAUCUCCUAGUUGAAUGUACUAAAGGUGUGGUAUCGUCUUUGUUUCUUCUUCCAUACAAAUGUACUAAAGCGGAUCGACCAAUUGCUCCAGGAAAUAAGAGGGAGGGAAACAAACUGGACUUUAUGCAGAAAUGUGAAGACUAGACCAGGAGUAGCCCAUGUGGUGCCCUCCAGUUAUUGCUAUAGUCCAGUUCCCAUUAUCCCUGACCACUGUCCAUGCUGGCUGGGGCUAAUGGGAGUUGGAAGCCAGCAACAUCUGGAAGGCACCACAUUGGCUAUACCUGGAUUAGACUGAACACUAAUUUUGCUAUUAAUGUUUAUCUUUAAGAGACAUUAUGUUCAAUUCUGUUAGAUAUCUAUAGGACAGAAUGAGGUUUGGUGUUAAAUUAGGGAAUAUCUGGAAGUAUACAGAUGACCAAGUUACCCAUUAUGAACAGGUCUUACUCUGAAGGGAUGAGACAAGAGAUGAAUUAGUUAUGAAAUUUAAAAGUGUACAGUACUGCAAUUGUAACAUUAAAUCUUGUUUGAUUUUUAUCAAUAGAUAAAACACUGAAGGUGUGAAAACAUGAGAUUUGUUUAAUUUUCAUUAUGCUCAACUCUUAGAUCCUGCCCUACAUGGAAUUUGCUGUUCUUUCCUCAUAUAGAUGAAUUAAUGUCAACAGGAGUAAAACAGUAAGCCACUUGUAUUUCCCAACAGGUGAGACAAAUAGCGGUAUAAUGCAAGUAGGAUGAGUAGAGAUUAGUGGCACUGCAGCUAAACAUUUUGCAAAUCACUGACUAUUGAAGAAUACUAAAACAAUUUGCUCUCAGUAUUUGUUCAAUAUUCGUUUAGCGUUUCUUAGUCUUAAACACUGUGCAAGCCAAUGAAGAAGCUCGGAACCUAAUUAGCCUUUACUUGCUAAAACCAGAACAGGCCACAACAGCCUAUUUAAACAGUGAGCUGGUAUAUGCAAUCCAAUUUUUCUCGCUCUAACGUAUUCCAGUUUUAAAGGUGUGUGUAUGUCUAACAUUAUUGUAGGUUUGUCUUGGCUUACUGAGCUGUCACCUUUAUGACCACAGAAACAGCUUAACCAAUCCUCUCUUCUCUUUCAACUCAUUUGCAUUAUUUCACUACAUAAUUUGAAAUAACUGAAAAUAAGCAAUUCUAGAAUCAAAUUGU
Molecule: messenger RNA, 9160 nt
Organism: Rhineura floridana
Lineage: Eukaryota; Metazoa; Chordata; Lepidosauria; Squamata; Rhineuridae
Gene: TRPC1
Product: transient receptor potential cation channel subfamily C member 1
Exons: 14
Coding region: 456-2654 (732 amino acids)
Biological process (GO): manganese ion transport; regulation of cytosolic calcium ion concentration; calcium ion transmembrane transport
Cellular component (GO): membrane; cation channel complex
Molecular function (GO): store-operated calcium channel activity; inositol 1,4,5 trisphosphate binding; protein binding
Source: RefSeq, a predicted model, not a curated record